Messenger RNA from Lolium rigidum, 2127 nucleotides. Its product is annotated as cysteine-rich receptor-like protein kinase 44. Gene Ontology annotation, molecular function: ATP binding; protein kinase activity. Lineage: Eukaryota; Viridiplantae; Streptophyta; Magnoliopsida; Poales; Poaceae. Gene Ontology annotation, biological process: protein phosphorylation. Bases 1 to 2001 code for a protein of 666 amino acids. The record is from RefSeq and is a predicted model, not a curated record. The transcript is spliced from 8 exons.
AUGCUAGCCGUCAUCGCCGUCCUCCUGCUCCUGCUGCCGCCGGCGAUGCCCUUCGAGGGCUCCGAGUGCGACGGCAGCAAGUACGCGCCCAACAGCACUUUCCAGGCAAAUCUCAACCUCGUCGCUGCUGCGCUCCCCGGCAACGCCUCCUCCAUGCCCACCGGCUUCGCCACCACCACCACAGGCACCAGCCCCAACCGGGCAUACGCCAUGGCGCUCUGCCGCGGCGACGUCAAGGCCUCCACCUGCGACGCCUGCGUGGCGGCGGCGUUCACUGCCGCUGGCGCCAACGGGAAUUGCCCCAACAACACGGGCGUCACCAUGUACGAGGACGCCUGCGUCGUUCGAUUCUCCAGCGUGCAGUUCCUGGACUUCCUCAGAGCGGACCAGUGGCAGCCCGGCGAGCUUGCAUUUCAAAUUACCCCGGCGUUUGGGAACGUCACGACAGUGCCGGGAGCCUGGUUCAGCGCCGCCGCCACGGUCAUCCUCACCGCCGUGGUCGACCACGCGGUGGCUGCGGUGGGAAACUCCACUGCAAUGAAGUACUUCGCCACGGGUGAGAUGGACUUCCAGCCAAAGAUUUACGCGAUCGCGCAAUGCGUCCCGGACAUGACACCGUCGCAGUGCCAGAGCUGCCUCCGGACCCUCGUCAUUCAGUCGACUGGGCUCCUAGUCAACACCAAGCCGCGGUGGAUCAUGUCUUUCGUGGCGUGGUGCAACCUGAGGUACAGCGUGCAGCCGCUUUACGAGGGACGGUCAAUGCUGCAGCUUCAGGCGCCGCCACCGCCGGCAGUGGUGCCUCCGUCUGCAGCUCCAGAAUCUGGAGGAGCAGGGACGAAAACGAAAGCAGUAGGAAUCUCUGUGGGCAUUGGUUGUUCUGUCGUCUUGAUAUUGGUUUGCAUUUUCGCUUUUGUUGUAUGCAAGAGAAGAGCUAAGGCUACCAAGGACGGCCACCCACCAGCAUUGCAGAAAAUUGCGGGUGCACAAUGCACGAUCUUCGAUUUACCUACGCUACAAGAGGCAACUGAAAACUUCUCCGAGAAAAAUAAGCUUGGCGAAGGCGGUUUUGGUAUUGUAUACAAGGGGAUACUACCAGAUGGGCAAGAAAUAGCAGUGAAGAAACUUUUGGAAAGAACUGGGCAUGGUUUGAAGGAGCUGCACAAUGAGGUGCUGCUAUUGGCAGAGCUGCAGCACAAGAAUCUUGUUAGAUUACAUGGGUAUUGCUCGCAUCGGGAUGAUACGCUGCUAGUUUACGAGUAUAUCAAGAAUGGGAGCCUCGACAACUUUCUGUUCGAAUCUAGGGAGGAAAGUGCACUCAACUGGGAGCAACAGUAUAACAUCAUUCUUGGAAUUGCCAAGGGAAUAUUGUAUCUUCACGAGGACUCAAGCUUGAGGAUAAUCCACCGAGACCUCAAACCUAACAACAUUCUUCUUGCCGACGACAUGGAUCCAAAAAUCGCAGACUUUGGACUGGCGAGGCUGCUAGGAGAAGGUCAUACACAUACUAAGACAGCUAGAGCUGCUGGAACACUUGGUUAUAUGGCACCAGAGGCAAUGCACGGACGCAUGUCACCAAAGAUCGAUAUUUACAGCUUCGGUGUGUUGGUUCUUGAAAUUGUAACUAGGAGAAAGAACAGCAGUUCUGGUGAUCAUGACGCAGUGAAUCUCCUUACCGAUGUGUGGAAUUGUUGGACAAAAGGGUCGAUAUCUGAAAUGAUAGACCAAUCACUCGAUGAAUACGCUCGAAGCCAAGCAUUACGCUGCAUCCACAUCGGGUUGAUGUGUCUCCAACCAGACCCUGACGACCGUCCUUUGAUAUUAUCCGUCAUUUUCAUGUUAACUAGGGACAACAUGGAGAUUCAGGCACCGGCACAACCUGCAUUCUUCUUCCGGAGGGAAUCACUUUUAGCUUCUCUAUCAUCGUACGACCAACCGGAUAUCAUAUUGGACGAUAACGUCUCUGUGAAUGGGGUUACAAUCACUGAUCUGUAUCCUAGGUAAGUCAUGGGUCUGGGUAAUGUGAGGCUUUUGAGGCUAAAGUCAAAAGUUUGGCUAGAAUAGUUUUUCCAUUUGCCAUUUGGUAAAAGAAAGUGUAAGUAAAAUCAAAUUGAAAGAAGCUUUCAACAA